This is a messenger RNA of Lepus europaeus (European hare), 474 nucleotides long. RefSeq names its product chromosome transmission fidelity factor 8 (gene CHTF8). Gene Ontology annotation, cellular component: Ctf18 RFC-like complex. The record is from RefSeq and is a predicted model, not a curated record. Lineage: Eukaryota; Metazoa; Chordata; Mammalia; Lagomorpha; Leporidae. The transcript has 4 exons. Gene Ontology annotation, biological process: mitotic sister chromatid cohesion. The coding region runs from base 112 to 474 and encodes 120 amino acids.
GCGGCGGCGACGGCGGCGGGAGGUUCGGUUGUCGCCCGUUGGCCGCGCGGCGCCGCGCUCGGCGGCCGCCAUUGCAGCUUGUUUCAGUUGCUUUUUAAAGACGGAAAGCUCAUGGUGCAAAUUGUUAUUUCCAGUGCGGGGGCUGGAGGCCUGGCAGAAUGGGUGCUGAUGGAGCUACAGGGGGAGAUCGAGGCUCGCUACAGCACCGGAUUAGCUGGAAACCUCCUGGGAGACCUACAUUACACCACUGAGGGAAUCCCCGUGCUGAUCGUGGGGCAUCAUAUCCUGUAUGGGAAAAUCAUCCACCUGGAGAAACCUUUUGCAGUCCUUGUCAAACACACUCCAGGGGAGGACUGUGAUGAGCUUGGCAGCAAGACUGGCACCCGGUACCUGGUGACAGCACUCAUCAAAAACAAGAUCCUUUUCAAAACCCGCCCUAAGCCCAUUAUCACCAACGUCCCCAAGAAAGUAUGA